AUGACAAAAAGUGGAAGAUACAACAAUAAGGUUUUUGAUAUGGUGGUUCCUAAUGGUUGUAGGUGGAGCUUCUGCGAUGGUAAACUUUAUAAAAAUCCAAACCAAUAUGUUACCAUUUCCUCAAAUUAUCUUCGAAACGAGAUGUUCAGAUUUAUUGAUGAAUAUGAGCCCGAAAAGAUGCAUCAUACGGCUACACAAAUAAUGAAAAUGAAAUAA
This is a messenger RNA of Funneliformis caledonium, 216 nucleotides long. The record is from the annotation of a GenBank genome assembly. Lineage: Eukaryota; Fungi; Glomeromycota; Glomeromycetes; Glomerales; Glomeraceae.